AUGCACCAUUUUACUGCAAUUGUCUGCUCGACCCUCUCAGAUCGGGAGGAUGUGCAGAACGUAUGGGGUAUGGUACUACCACAAAUAUCAUUCUCAUGCGACUAUUUGCUUCACGGGAUACUCGCAUUUUCGGCUUUGCAUAUUGCAAUACAAAAGUCGGAGCAAAGUGAGGAUUAUCUCAACUGCUCCAUGCUUCAUCUGCACUAUGCACUUAAUACUUACAGAAGGAGCCUUUCUACUAUUUCUGCGCAAAACUGCAUAUCCUUAUUCGCUUUCUCAUCUCUUAUUGUUGUCCAUGUGUGUGCAUUACCAGGUGCAGAUGGAUCAGGGCCCUCUACGAGGAAGGCCAUUUCUCUAUUCAACAUGUGUCGGGGAGUUGAAACGAUUCUUAGACCGUAUCUCUCUUUGAUACGAGAAUCUCCAAUGAAGCCUUUGUUUCGUGAUGAUUACCACCGUAUGGAUAAGCAGCUUUCAAGGUCACCGCAUAGCAACGCAAUACUACCGGUAGAUUUCGAAAAUAGAAUAUCGCAACUAAGACAAUUCAUCGCAGCUUGCCCCCUUGAACCCGGUGAAAAAUCCACAUACUUGGACGCACUUCUUUCCUUGGAGGUUUCCUUUGAUAUCAUCGACAAGGCAACUAUCCCAUUGGAAUGCGGAAUGGCGUUUGCUUGGCCCAUUAUGUUGCCAUUGAAAUUUAUCGAUUUCCUCCAAGAGAAUAGGCCUCUGUCUCUAGUUUUGCUUUCAUACCAUUGCGUGACUUUGAAUCGUCUGAACAAGUUCUGGUUCCUGCGAGAAUGGGAUAAGGCACUUCUUACUGAGAUUUGGUGCCUUAUUCCAUUGGAUCUACGCUCGUGGGUUGAAUGGCCAAAGGCCGUUUGUGGCGUGUAA
Molecule: messenger RNA, 888 nt
Organism: Aspergillus chevalieri
Lineage: Eukaryota; Fungi; Ascomycota; Eurotiomycetes; Eurotiales; Aspergillaceae
Exons: 2
Coding region: 1-888 (295 amino acids)
Biological process (GO): regulation of transcription by RNA polymerase II
Molecular function (GO): DNA-binding transcription activator activity, RNA polymerase II-specific
Source: RefSeq, a predicted model, not a curated record